UUUUCCGCUGUUUGAGAAACUCGUCGUCUGCUCGCGGGUGCCCCAGCAGACGUCGACUACGCCUUUGUUGUUUGGAAGCCAGGAAUUUUUUGCUUUUCGCCGAGUGAUUUCUGUGAUUCCGGUGGUGAUCGCGGGUGAUCUGGGUGACGACGAAACGUGAUCGUUCUUCGCGGUGGGUUCCGUGUAAUGCUGGACGGCAGUGGUGGCAGCGGCGACGGCGGUGGCGGCGACGGCGAGUGACCUUGGUUCCCCGUCGCGAGGACGGUUGAUUCGGGUUCGUCGACAGCUGUAAGCCUGUGUACGUGUGCGCGGCGCGGCUGAUAACGCGGUCGCUUGGGCUCGCACUUCUGCGAUCGCCGGUUCGCCUGGUCGCAGUGUCCGUGGCUCGGAUAAAAAAGAAAAAAAGGGCACCCAGUGUGAAUCGUAUGCGCAUAGAGCUUUGCAUCGCCCGUUCCGAGAGAGAGAGAAAAAAAAAAGGAGAACUUACUGGAUUUCGCUGCGCAGCGGCUGUGAACUUGUGUCGUCAUCGAAGUCCGGUCGAUGAUUGUUCGACAGUUGUGAGCCCGGCCUUUUUGUGUGGUUUUUUUUUUCCUCGAUACCUCGUUUGUGGCGUCGUGGAAGAUUUUCUUCGGAAGCUGCGUCUCGGCGCGGUCAAUUCGCGGAAGAACCUACGCUUUCAACAAGACGUCGCCGGGCGGUGGCGGCUGCUACGCCUAGCUUUGCUUUUUUGGGUGGUCAACGGGUGUUGAGAAAAGGCCGACGACUCCGUUUGUGUGUGUUUUGAGGUGUUUGUGGUAAACCGUGUCUCCUACCCGUGCAUCUCCGUGUUGUGUUAUGAGCGCGAUGCUUCUACGACGAGUGGUGUGUGAUAGCGUCCUGCUUGGCGUCGUCGCGUCGUGAUGCGAUGAGCGCCAUGGCCUGUGGACCUUCGUCCUGGGGAUAUCCUAACUUCGAUCCACUGUGGAACGCCGGUGCAAGCAGCGUGGAGCGCGAUGCGCUGCGUGAGCGUGAACGGCAGGCAAGGGCCCAGCGGGCGGGUCUGGGAGCGGGAGAAACCGGCGGGCACCCCAUCUUUAGAGCCCCCAUCAAGGUGGACCCGGGCCAGGAAGAUGAGAUCUCCCGCCGCAUCAAGAGCACCCUGGGCGACUUCAGCCAGGUGCAGCGGCUGCUGACCCACGACCCCAACCACCUGAUUGGCAUCUCCCGCACCAAUGCCGCCCUCUCCUCCUCGAGGGGUGGCUCGUCCUCGGUGCCCCCCUCCUCUGCGGGACCCGUGACAUCUGCGCCGCCUGGCCCCGCCCCCACCAAUGGCGUUGGCAGCAACGCCUCCACGUGGAACGGCACAGCCACGGACCCGGGCGGAACGCGCGUGGGCUCCUCCUCGAAGCACCACGGUGGCGGCGGCCAGCACCAGCCUCCCCCGUCGUCCCACCACACCGGUGGUCACCGUUCUCACCAUAGCUCCAGCCACCACCACCAUUCGCACCACCAUCACCACAAAAAGCAGCAGCAGCCACAAUCGCAGCAGCCACAUCAGCCACCGCCACCACCACCACCACAACAGCAGCAGCAGCAACAUCAGCAGCCACCGCCACUGAGCAAUGGGCAGUACAAGUCGUCGUCAUCAUCUGCGUCGCAGUCCGCGGCCACCAAGGGGUCGAGGCACCCGCACGCCCCGCAGCUGCCGCCUGGGUCACACCAUCCGAGGUCGAGUCAGGGAUCCUCGGAGCAAGGCCGCCCCGACCGGACUGAGGACAAUCCGUCGGAGCGUCCUAAGCCCGCCGCCCCACCCCCCAACGGCCUGGUGGUCCGGCCCCCAGCCAUGCGGGUGCCGUCCAAGGACGUCAACAACGGCGCCAGCUCGGCGUCGCACUCGUCCUCCAACACCUCGUCGUCGCUGACCGUGCGAACGGAGAGCAACGGGCCCGUGAACAGCGGCGGGAAAGCCGUGGCUCCGGCUUCACGUCCGACGGCUGCAUCUUCGGCUGUGGUCGAAGCCAAGGCGAAGCGCCCGCCGCCCCCGCGGCUACAGCUCCCGUCGCACGCGACGGAUGCCGCGCCUUGCGCUGCUCAUCCAGAGUUGGAAAGCAUUCUCAAGGAGAUGAAGAAGGUUCCUCCGGCCCUAACAGCCAUCGAGACACCUCGGAAGGAAGACUGCAGGCCUUACUUCCCGCCUUCGCCUGUGCAGGAGCCUCUUCUGAAUCAUCUGGACGAAAAUGGGGACUCUAAAGGCCUGCUAGAUUCCCGGAAGGCAGCCAGCCCUCCGGGCAGCAGUCUUCAGGAUGACUUGGAGAUGAGCGACAGCGAUGAUGAGCAGGAGCCACCCUUGCGGAAAUCAUCGUCGUCACUUGGCUUUUCCAGUUCCAAAAUCACGCCUCCCAAUGAGAAGGUUCUUCAGCCCCCGCCGCUGGUCGGGAAGAUGUCUUCGUCGGAGUCCAGUUCGAGUGACUCGGAGGACUCUUCUUCGGCCUCGGGUUCGGAGAGCGAGUCUGAGAGUUCGGAGAGCGAAGCUUCCGCUCCGGAGACAAGUCGCGAGCCGAGCACGCAGAGCUGGAAGCUGGCGAACUUCAUCGACAAGCGCAGCUCUCCGGCCGCCCUGGGGGCGGUGCUACCAGCCGGCGGCGGCUGCUCCGGCCAGUCGAGGGGCCCCACCGACCCCUGCGAUUCGCUCGUGGACGAGGACUCUUUCACCCCAAUCCUGUCGCAGUUCCCCAACCAAGAUCCCGACCUCGGCCUCAUGCUCAAGAGCCCGAGCCCGCAGGGUCUGGACCUAGUCCGCUCGCCGGUGGGCAAGGCAGCUUCCUUCCUCUCUCCCGUUCGAUCCAGUCCAUCGCAAAGUCCAGCGCCGGAACGGCACGAGCCACCAGCGCCCGUGACCAAGUCAUCCGUGGCACCGGCUUCCGACGACGACGAAGGGCCCUGCCAGCUCCAGAAUGGCCGAAUCACCAUGCGGCUGGGCAAGCCGCAGGGCAAGACGGACCUGGAGACGCCUCUGCCGAAGCCAGAUGUGCAGCUGGACCCGACGGUCAAGCGCGCCUCCUGGCCCUCGAAGGGCUCGAAGAAGGAGACUGCCCAGCUCCCACUCCCGACGCCGGCGACACCAACCAAGCAGCGGAGCAAGCCCGAUCCGGUGGCCAAGCCAGAGCCAGCGAGGGAGCCGGCCCAGCCCGCUUCCAAUCCUUCGAAGCGGACCCACUCGGACCGCUACAACGAGAAGCGUUCCAAGCUACACAAGCCGCGUGUCGUGCUCUCGGACUCGUCGAGUGACGACGAGGGUCCCAGCCUGGCUGCCGCCGCCAAGGAGCGCCUGUCGUCAGCUGCUCCUACGGCGGACAAAGACCGCGGCGGCAGCAAGGGCGCCGUUCUGCCGCAGCGGGGACGCCCCAAGUCUUCGUCGUCCUCACGGAGCGCCGGCUCAAAAGGGCACAAGGGGGCGCCCCCCGCAGCCACCCCCGGCGUUCCGCGGACUCCCCCCGAACCCCCCGUGCUGCUCUCGCCCAUCGGGCAGCGGUGCGACAGCAGCUCCACCGACGUGAAGGAGAGUGUGAGCGCGGCCGCGACAAACGGUGUGGUUGUGGUGAACAUCCCGCUCAGCCGGCUACUCCGGCCACCGGGUAGGCUUGUGGUCCCGGGGCGGCGGCCCCCGUCACCGCCGCCUUCGCCCUCCAAGUCCAGGGAACACUCGCGGGACGCGGAACCAGGUACGGUCGUCGCCACGGCCAUCAAGUCGGAGGCGGUGAGGGUAAAGCAGGAGCCACCCGUUGCGGCGGCGCCCGCGUCCAAGGGCAAGAGUACGUCCAAGAGAAAGAGCACGGGGGAGGCGGCAGGUGGCCGCGAGCGCGAGAAGAAACGGCGGCUGUCUGCCGGCUCGUCGGGUUCCGUCAAAGUCAAGCGGGAGCCCUCCGACGUCCGUCCCGAGGAGGAGGCCGAGAGUCGCCACGCCUGGGGUCCGACGGAGCCGCACCGUUCGUGCGGAAGUCCGUCGAGCCUGAGCUCCUACUCGAGCCAGCGGAGCGGAUCCCGUCAGCACCGCUCCAAGCCGUCCUCGAGCAAGACGAACCGUUCCGACAAGUCGGCCGUGCGCCGGGACGCGGCUUCGGCUGCGGCUGCGGUUCCGGCCGACGCGGUCAACGGCGGCAAGAAGAACCACCAUCACCACCACCGGGAAAAGAAGGAAACGUCUCGGAGCAGCAAGGACGGGGCCCCAGCGCGCGGAGGCAUCGCCGAGGAGCGCGGCUCGGAUCCGACGGGUGCGGCGGUUGCGGUCGUCGGCGCGGAUCCUCUCUGUUCUAGUCAGGUGCACUCUUGGGUCCUUUCGAGCUCUGAGCAGGGUGAUGCUCGCAGCCGGGACGCAUCCGGGGCCAAGGCGGCCUCUCUGGGUGCCCCUCCUGGGGCAGCCAAGGCUAAAGAGAACCCGCACCUGCUCUCUCAUAACUCCCACCGGGAGUGGGAGUCCAAGAACGGGUCCUCGGACUAUUUCCUGUGCGAGGCGAAGAAGCUGAAGCACCAGGCGGACCGGGAGAGCGACCGCACGGUGCAGGCGAUGAAGUACCUGGAGGCGGUGCUCUACUUCAUCCUCACGGGCUCCUCCAUGGAGCACAGUCACCACGAGGACAACGCCUACCUGAUGUACAAGGAGACCCUGGCCCUCAUCAGGUGGGGGCACAUCUCAUCCAAGUUUCAGAAGGUGCAAGGGAAUGACGUCAUAGCGAGCAUAGACAACAAGUUGGCGGUGCUGAGCCUGAGGUGCCUGUCUCUACUCUACGAGAAGCUAUACAAACUACGUAAAAAUGAAGUCCGGGAUAACCUGCGCCUCCUCCACGAACUUCAGAAGACGCAGGGCUCGGUGGGGAAGCUGUCCUCGCCGACUCCGGCAGCGGGCGGUGCUGCGUCGCGCCUCCAGCCGUCGCCAUGCCAGCCGUGUCAGCCAUCCCCGCACAGUCCCACGCCGUCCCCGGCCGGGAGCGUGGGGUCCCAGAGCAGCGGCUACAGCAGCUGCGAGCUCGGGAACAACAACAACAACAACGGCGGCGGCGGGAGCGGCCGGAACCCGGCGGCCCACCACUCGUCGGCGGUGGCGUCGGUGGCGGUGCCCCAGGCGCAGUACACGCUGCUGCAGCGCCAGAGUGCCACCCUGGCCAACCUGCACCACUGCCAUGACAAGUGGGAGCAGGCAGACUACCUCACCAACUCCAGCCACUCUAAGGAGUUCUUUGCGGAGCUGGACAGGGACUGCGGCAAGUUGACCCUCCACAGCUCGUCGGCGGAGCUGGUGAGGUACGUGCGCGAGGGCGUCUUCCGGCUGAGGCAUCGACUCGCCGUGGCCACCGGCGCGGCCUCUUCGGCCGCCUCUUCAGCCAUCAAGACAGAGGGCGCCACGUGAUUCACCCGCUCCCCCUUCACCCUUCGCCACGUUUCUUAGAUUGUUGUUUUUUUUUUUUUGUUUUUUUUUUUUUUCGUGUUGUUUGCGGAACAUUCUGGUCCUAUCCGAGACUCGUCGUCGUCGGCAUCUUCCGUUUCUCAUCGGUGCAACAACAACAACGGACGACGGACUACCGAACCUGCGGGCAGUUAACUGCAAUAUAUCUAUAUUUAUGUAUACACAUAUACAUGUGUGUAUUUGGAACGUGUGUAUAUGUGUAUAUAUAUGUAUAUGCAUAUUUUUUAAGAAACAAAAUGAAGAAAACACGGACUCUCUCUCCUCUUCCUCCUACACACAUUCUUUGCCUUUUUCCCCACCCGAGUGUUUUUUUUGUUGUUUUUUUAUCCAUCGUUUAUUUGUUAAUUUUUCCUUUUUUCUUUGAAGGGAAGUGAGAUCCACAGGCAGUUUAUUGUUCCUGUUAAUGGCGUUGUGGCAGUUGGAUGGAUUUGAUGUACAUAUGCCGAGGAGAGAGGAGAGUGAGGAAGUGAAACGGUGGAAGAACAUUGUACAUACAAACUAAAGAGAAAAGGGCAAAAUGUGGAAGUUGCGUGUGCUCUUCUGAAUGUGUGAUCUUACUGCUGGCAAGGAGGGGCGGGGGCCUGUGCAACGAUUUCGGUCCCGUGGCCACGUCACGUGACCCACUGACCAGUUAUUGCAACGGUGUUACAGUAGCCAUUUUCUUGUCGCUGUGACGACGGUGUUUGACAGUCGGAUGUUGGUCGCUCGGACACUCUCGCAAUAAUCAAACUUUGGCUACCGUGACAGUGUCCCAAUAGCCAGUCAUUUGGUUAUUCUAAGCCAAGGUUGUUGCGACCGUGUCACGUGGUUUCGAGGUCUUGCAAAUUGAAUAUCAUCCGGUCAUGUGACUUGCGGUUACGUAUUCCCGGUUGAGAUAUCGGCCCAGGUCGCACAAACAUUGGUGCAGGCAGUUGAGAAGGGGUGACGUGACCGGAGGCAAGAUGGGGAAGCGUGGCUAAUCUCCCGUCUACUUUUUUUUUUAUAAAACAUGUACAGAAUCAUGCUCCCGUGAUUAAAGAAAGGACCACAACAGCCCGCCGCUGAACUUGAAACUCAAGAAAUUAGUUCUUUUUUUUUGUUACAAUCGUUGCGUGCCUGAUCUAAAAAACUGUGUUUUCUCCAUCGAGAUUAAUUGACUGGCCGCAGUGGCUAAUGCGACUUUGUUUCCCUCGUUUUAAAAUCUCCUCAUCUCGCGACUACCGUAAAAUACCGAGCAAGUGCCCCCUCCAAAUUUAGACAUUGUGGAAAUCAAAAUGGGGAGGGGGCCCUUACUCAGUUCGGGAAUAAAUAACAUUCAAGAUGGCGGCCACAAAAAAAAAUUUAAUUUUGAUAAAAUGGGAGGGGGCGCUUACACGAGGGGGGGGGGGGGGGGGGCGGGGGCGGCACAUGCUCGAUAAUUUACGGUACAGAAAUUCCCUUUUUGUUUUCUUUUACUUGCUGUUUUUUGUAGCAGGGUUAGGUUACAAGAGCAUGGUGUGUGCCUGAGCGACGUGCAUCUGAGAUCUGACAGCUUCUUAGAACAAGGAAGGUGGAGAGGAGGGGAGACUCCGAACUAACUUAUUCGUCUGUCAGCCAAUCGGGGAGAAAGGGGACGGGGACUCUGCCUCGGCCGCCGACCAAUCAACCAACCAAUCGCAGCAGAGACGCGUCGUCGCGUCGCCGAAGAUGCCGUUUGGGGAUGAGAGGGGGCGGGGAGGGGAGGGGGGUGGGGAGGGGUUCAGGCUGUACAUACACACGUUUGGGGCAAGAAUCGUGUCUAGUUUGAAAGUGCCAGUCUUCGAUGUAUUUUUUUUCCCUCCCCUUUGAUCGUGGAGCUUGCACCUGUUGCUAUUUUUUCACACAGUGUUAUUGGGGGAAAGGGUGUCGAAAUGGGGGAGAAGGGCGGUGAGGCAAGCAUGACAUUGCCUCAGGUUUACCAGCGUUGCCUGACGUUUUUUUGUUUUUUUUCCGACGUCUGCACGGCGGCAUUCUAUAUUUAUACAGAUAGAUAGUAGAGAGACUCCGAUUUUUUUAAACGGUGCAACGACGGAUGCGCGGCAGCUUGCUGGCGACCGUUUCUCCUUUGUCGACCUCUGACUGUGGCACAAGUGUAGUUUCGUUUCCCUCGCUGUGGUAUACUAGCCUUCCGCUACCCCCGUCUGUUUUUUUUUUAAUUUAGUCAAAUAUUGCUAGCAAAGUCAACAUAUUAUUGAGGUACCGUCUCCCACGGGAUGAGGCAGGCGUGUUCGAGUUUUGCCUAUUUUUAUGUUGAUUUCUCCGGCGGCGCUGAGCAAGAAUAAAGCAAAGUUUUAUCGAACGAACAGGUUUUCUUUUUUUUUUUUAAGUCUGCUGUUUUUAGGGUGAGAGUUUUUACCGUCCCAGCACGGGAACGGCGAGUAAUUGCUGCCUAUGCAAACGAAAGUGUUGGAGUCGAAAACGACUUGCGUCUGGGACGUUCCGCAACAUUGGUAACUUUUUUCUUUAUGUUGGCGUCAUUCUGUGGGCAAUGUUGCGCGUCGCAGGUAACACCUCGGAUGAUGUGAUCUUUGUUCUGUGAAACUCGUCUGCUACUACCGAUGGUGGUACCCCUACUGCUACUACUAGCUACAAUGACAGCAGAAGUGCUUUACACGUGUCUCCUUUUUUUUGCUUCAUUCUCUCGCUGUGGAAGUGCCAUACCAUUCAAGGGGGAUACGACAGGGAGUGUAUUGUAUUGUCAUUUCCUUGCGCCUGCAACAAGGCCUUGGGAGCGAAAAACAAAAUAAUAAUAGUAAUUUUUUUCUCCGAAUAUUUUUCCAGCGUGCAUGUUUGCUGACUAUUUACCUCCUUCCCAUGACCCCCCUUCCACUGUUCUUCCCCCCCCCCCUUUAUUUUUGUACUUUAUUUAUGGAGAACAUUGACUCAGAGGCUUAAUAUAUAUAUUUAAAAACAAAAACACCCAAGGGCGUUAUUUAAGACGACUGCAAGCAGUUCCGGAUGCAACUGUUUUUGCUUUUUAGGGGUACAGAAAGAACUCAUAGAAAACAAAAAAAACAACCUUUUGCUUUAUGUACAAAGAGGAGGGUAGUGGUUUGUUCCAGUACUAUUAAAACGAGAUUUCAAUUGCUUGUACAUUCUCUCAUAAGCUGUGUUUUUUUUUUUUUUUUUUUUUUAAGAGGACGCAGAAUCUGUGAGCAUUUUCCUUGCGUGGGCUUGCAGUUGGGCUCUUUUGCUGCACGCAACAGUUGAGACUAAUCACCGACCGAACACAGCAGGAGGCGGGAUUUUCAGCGUCCGAUCCUUACCCAAUCGCACGUGGAAGGCCGAAAGCAUUUGUACAUGAAGUUGGAGAAAAGUCUUUUUUUUGUUGCCGUUUCCCUAUUUAGAUGCCUCCACGACUUCUGCACAUGUUUUAUGAUUGGUCCCCUCCCCCUGCCCCUCCUCUCCCAUUGCCCCACAUAUACAUAUAUAUAUAAAUAUAUCUAUAUAUCAGCAGCGGAUGUUUUUGUUACCUUUUCACGUUAUGAACGCUUGUACAUAGGUGUAAAUAUUUUUCCACGUUUAGAGGAGUGUGCAGAAAUGUCAUAUUGCCUCUGUAUGAGCCACGAGCCGUGGAGUCAUGGUUUUUUGGAGAGAGAGAGAAAAAUUGCAGAUGUAUUUGCUUUCUUACAAAAGCUAUAAAAUAUAUGCAUUUGAAAAGAAA
Messenger RNA from Ixodes scapularis (black-legged tick), 9101 nucleotides. Its product is annotated as AF4/FMR2 family member 1. Gene Ontology annotation, biological process: regulation of gene expression. The record is from RefSeq and is a predicted model, not a curated record. Lineage: Eukaryota; Metazoa; Arthropoda; Arachnida; Ixodida; Ixodidae. The transcript has 20 exons. The coding region runs from base 905 to 5383 and encodes 1492 amino acids. Gene Ontology annotation, cellular component: super elongation complex; nucleus.